Molecule: messenger RNA, 1962 nt
Organism: Drosophila ananassae
Lineage: Eukaryota; Metazoa; Arthropoda; Insecta; Diptera; Drosophilidae
Exons: 2
Coding region: 1-1962 (653 amino acids)
Molecular function (GO): nucleic acid binding
Source: RefSeq, a predicted model, not a curated record
AUGGCGUACUCAGCGGUGGUAUACAGCCGAGUGGUUUCCGACGAUGGAACCAUUUCGGUCGCCAUACUGCAGCAGCAGUCUUUGGCGCGCCUGGAACUAUGUGGCGCACUUCUACUGAGUCAACUUCUGCAAUCCAUAAAAGCUGGACUAAUGAACAACGACGUAACGAUCUACGCAUGGAGUGAUUCGACGAUAGUCCUGUCAUGGUUAUCGUAUUUACCAGCCCAACUCAAGACGUUUGUUGGGAACCGCACUUCAGAAAUCCUCGAAACCAUUCCGAAGCAUGCAUGGCGGCAUGUAGACUCAAAAUCGAACCCAGCGGACUGCGCAUCACGUGACUUGGGAGUAUCCGAGCUCAUUGACUUCCAAUUAUGGUGGAAGGGUCCUUCAUGGCUGAGGGACAAGGAUCAAUUCUUGGUGAAAUUGAAUAAUACUCACAACUGUGCUUCUCUUUCAGACAAACGCAUACAAGGCGAAGUCAAAAGUAACUGCCUAGCUGCGCAGACGACUGUCACGACGGACAACCCAUGGGAUAAGCUUCUCAAUGGCAACUCAUCUUGGCUGAAGCUUAUACACACACUUGCUUACGUUUUGCGCUUCAUUCAUCGCAUGAAGCACCCAUCUUCGAAACAAACAUCGAAUUCUCUAACAUUCGAUGAGAUCAAGGCAGCAAGGAUUCGAUGGCUGCAACAUGCUCAAGCUGGUUUUCAAAAGGAGUUCCAGUUAUUACGCGCAAACAAGGCUUUAGGGAACCAAUCUCAAUUAGUCAAGCUCUCACCAAUCAUCGACAAGGACAAUCUGCUAAGAGUGGGUGGACGAAUUCAACAUUCACAGUUGUCAGCAGAGGCGAAGCAUCCUAGUUUGCUUCCAAUGAAUCAUCGGAUCACAUAUUUGAUCAUUGAACAUGAGCAUCGUUUUAAUUUGCAUCCUGGAGUCUCAUCUCUCUUCGUCAUUGUUCGACAAAGGUAUUGGAUUUUCGGCGCACGAAAUUUAAUACGCAAAAUCACACUCAACUGCCUGGCUUGCUUUCGGCAAAGGUACAACACAAUGCAUCAACGUAUGGCAGAUUUACCGAGCGUACGUAUCACGCAAGCACUUCCGUUCGUAAACACCGGAUGUGACUACGCAGGACCCAUUCUUCUAAAGGACGCAAAGCGAUCCAUCUUGAACUCGCCAUGGACCUAUCCACGGAAGCAUUUAUGGCGGCGUCGCAUGUACAGCGGCAAUGGUACAAAUUUCAUCGGAGCGAAGCGAUCCCUCGAUGAAAUGCAGCAACUCUUAAGUUCAUCUCAACACAAAGAUCAAAUCGUGAACACCCUUGCAGACGAAGGGAUUCAAUGGACAUUCAUCCCACCACGUGCUCCGCAUUGGGGAGGAAAAUGGGAAUCUGCAGUUCGAUGCGUAAAACUGCAUCUUCGACGAGUCAUUGGAAACACCACCCUGACAUUCGAACAAAUGCGCACCUUGCUUGCGCAAAUUAGUGCUGUCGUCAACUCACGACGUAUAUAUUACAUAUCAGAUACAGAUGACAGCUAUCUAUCACCAGCCCAUUUUCUUAUCGGAAGACCGUUCACAACAAUACCGGAGGCGGAUCUUGGCCACAUUCCUGUGGGCCGACUGGGAUACUGGCAGAGUAUCCAAUCUAUGUACCAGGGCUUCUGGAAGCAAUGGCACCAGGAGUAUUUGACAAGUCUACAGCAGCGUCCUAAGUGGACCACAACAACCCCUAACAUUUCGAUCGGUAGCGUUGUGCUCGUCAAGGAGUCCAACACACCACCAGCAUCAUGGCAACUAGCGAAGGUGAUCGACACGUUCCAAGGAAAGGACAAUAUGGUUCGCACAGUCAAGAUCAAGACGGCAGCAGGAGAAGUGACCCGGCCAAUAACGAAAAUUGCGAAACUACCCAGUUCAGAAACCGGGUUUCAGGGUGGCCCGGGUUGUUUAGGAACUAUCGAUACAUAG